Messenger RNA from Pseudophryne corroboree (corroboree frog), 2993 nucleotides. RefSeq names its product annexin A11 (gene ANXA11). Gene Ontology annotation, biological process: phagocytosis; cytokinetic process. Bases 163 to 1755 code for a protein of 530 amino acids. Gene Ontology annotation, molecular function: calcium ion binding; calcium-dependent phospholipid binding. NCBI's taxonomy places the organism in Eukaryota, Metazoa, Chordata, Amphibia, Anura, Myobatrachidae. The transcript is spliced from 15 exons. The record is from RefSeq and is a predicted model, not a curated record. Gene Ontology annotation, cellular component: cytoplasm.
CUCCCCUGUAAGACAUACUUCCUCCAGCAGCAGCAGCCUCAGCGAAGGGCAGGCAGCACAGCAGCAGAGCUAGCCGUAGACUCAGCGCAGUACGGACAGGCAGGGCGUCUGAGCUGCACCGACAUACGUUACCAGCUGCUGAAUUUCCAUCACAUUUAAACAAUGAGUUAUCCCGGCUAUCCUCCAAUGGGUGGGUAUCCACCACUCCCUACAGGCAACAACCCAUGGGGUGCACCCAGCAACAACCCACCUUCCAUUGGGCUGGAUAUGUCUGGCUUCUCUCAGCAAUACAACCCUCAGCAGUAUGGGGGUGGGCCAGGCUUUCCAGGAGCAGGAUUUGGAGGAAUGAACCCACAGCCAGGAGGAUAUGGUGGUGGAUAUCCAGCACCUCCAGGACCUGGCUAUGGGGCACCGCAGCAGCCUCAAGCACCUGGCUAUGGGGCACCGCAGCAGCCUCAGGCACCUGGCUAUGGGGCACCGCAGCAGCCUCAGGCACCUGGCUUUGGGGCACCACAACAGCCUCAGGGACCUGGUUAUGGCGCACCGCAGCAGCCUCAAGGACCCGGUUAUGGCAUGUACCCUGCUCCGGGUGGAGAACAACAGCCUGGAAUGCCUGGAUUUAAUUCAGGAUACCCAGGCCAGCUGCCAGGGCAACCAAUGCCAACCCCUGGCCAGCCUCCAGUGACCUACCCAGGACAACAGCCAGUACCAAGCUAUCCUCAGGCUCCAGCCGUAAAUCCCUCUAUGCCACAAUAUCCAUCUCAGCCUUCAGGAACGCCCAGCAUUCCUCCUAUGCCGGCUGGGAAACGAGGAACUAUUGCAGAUGCACCAAACUUUGAUUCACUCAGAGACGCUGAAGUGCUCAGGAAGGCUAUGAAAGGAUUUGGAACCGAUGAACAGGCCAUUAUUGAGUGUCUGGGAAACCGGUCAAACAGACAGAGACAGCAAAUCAGUUUGUCCUUCAAAACCGCUUAUGGGAAGGAUUUGAUAAAAGACCUGAAAUCUGAGAUCUCCGGUAACUUUGAGAAGGCCAUCCUAGCAAUGAUGAAACCGCCCAGCACGUAUGAUGCACAUGAGAUUAAUGAUGCAAUUAAAGGUGCUGGCACAGAUGAAGAAUGUCUAAUUGAAAUCUUGGCAUCUCGAAGCAAUGCAGAGAUACAGGAAAUCAAUAGAGUGUACAAGAUGGAGUUCAAGAAGACCCUUGAACAAGCAAUAAAGAGCGACACCUCUGGUCACUUCCAGCGACUGCUCAUUUCACUGGCUCAGGGAAAUAGAGAUGAGAGCACCAAUGUGGAUAUGUCACUUGUCCAGCGUGAUGUACAGGAGCUGUAUGCUGCUGGAGAAAACCGCCUGGGAACAGAUGAGUCGAAGUUUAAUGCCAUUCUGUGUGCCCGCAGCCGGGCACAUCUUAAUGCAGUUUUUUAUGAAUACCAGAGAAUGUGCAACCGGGAUCUGGAGAAGAGUAUCUGCCGUGAGAUGUCUGGGGAUCUGGAAAGAGGCAUGCUGGCAGUGGUAAAAUGCCUCAAAAACACAUCCGCUUUCUUUGCGGAACGUCUCUACAAAGCAAUGAAGGGUGCUGGGACAAAAGACAAGACCCUGAUCCGUAUCUUGGUGUCUCGCAGUGAGGUGGAUCUGCUAGACAUCCGACAGGAGUACAAAAGGAUGUAUAACAAGUCAUUGUACACUGAUAUCACGGGAGACACAUCAGGAGAUUACAGGAAGACCCUGCUGAAGCUCUGUGGCGGCAAUGACUGAGCACGUGACCAUUGUCUCUAUCUGAAAGAUUUGUGAUCUGUUUUUCUCCUCCUUUUUUUUCUUUUUUAAUUUGCUCUUCGUCUAAACAUCAGCUGAGUUCCCAUAUACCCAGCUCCUAAGCUGUGGCCUAGUCCUGAUUACAGUCCUAGAGCUGUUUGUCUGGCAGUAAGGAACAUUUGCAUAUAGCUGUGUCACUCUCUUUGUAAAAGCACCAAACCAAACUCUGGUCUCCCUCACACAUGCCCUCCUUCUCAAGUUGUUUCCUUCUCUGCAUUAAUCCAGAUUCUUCUAUUAUCUCAUGUGUGAUUUGUUUAUUAUCUUUAGCAUUUGUCUACUGAACAGUUGUCAUUUUUUACCAAAUGGGCAGAUGAACUGUGUUUUCUAGAUAUAUUCUUCUAAUAAUAAUAAUAAUUGUAAUUACAAUAAUCUAAUAUAAAAAAAAAAUAAUGUCCUUCAAAACAAAACACAUUGUGCGUGUGAUUUACACAAAGUUAAACAGUGCGUCUACAAAGUGCCUCUUUAAUAACACCUCUUUAAUAGAACCUUUUUUAUGCACAGUUGGCUAGUAACUGUAGUAGAAGCUGAAGGUAUCAUAAACCACUUAUAAUGAUGCCUUAAUAAAUCCAUAUAUAGUCAGUGUAUUAAAUAGCGCACAAAUACCAAAGGAAGGGCACAGAGUUUGGUAACGCCGAGAGGGUGAGGACUGCAAAACCUUUGCCUUUAUGGCCCGACUGUGAAGUAGUGCGAUGAAUAAGUAAAAUGCUGUAACAUAGGAAUACUUGAAACUAAUGCCAGUAGAAUGUAACUGCGCCAUCAAACCAGCACUGGCCUUUUCAAGCCACCUAUGCGUCUUGUGAUAUGUGCUGCAUUACGCGUUAUAUCUGCUCUACUCUGUACUGCUCUAUGCUAUAAGUAUACUUUAAUGAUACCUGACACGGCUGUAUAAGAGAACACGUAAAUGUGGACCCGGGGAUUCAUGUUUAACAUUGUGAAGUUACUGUUGCACAUUAUAUAUCUAGCUAUACAAAGGUGACUGCAAGUUAUUUUUUCGCUCUUUUUUACCAUAUCCGUACACAGAAAUGAAUGACAGACCUUGUUGUUGUUUGUCAGCCUUCAGUGUAAGAAAGGAAACGUCCAUAAAUUAUGGCAUUUUGUACCUAUAUUUCCUAAAACUUUCUAAAGUCUCCAAAGGUGUCCACAGAUAAUUAAUAUGCAAUUAAAUAUGUUUACUAUCUAAA